CGCUCCUUCCAUCAUGAAGCGACGAUCUUUCUCUGUCCUUCCCUUUUUUACAGCCGGUGUCUGUCUUGCUGUCCUUGUUUUGGUUGCUCCCUCGGAAGCCAUUUCCCAUCCUAAAUACCAGGCUUCCAGUGAUAAUGUUGUUCCCAAUCGAUAUAUUGUAGAGUUUGAUUAUGGAGACUCUACAUCUGCCAACAGCUUUGUCCACUCAGUUCAAAACAAAUUCAAGAAGGCUAAGAUUCAUAUUGCACAUCAGUUUGACCAUGACCUUUUCAAUGGCAUCUCGUUUGGUCUUAAUGGUCUUGACAACAAAGAGCAUGAUGCAGCUCUUAAAUCUGUUCUUGAUCAAGAUAGCGUCAAGGCAGUUUAUCCUGUCAGGGUCAUUAAACGUCCCGAUAUUACAAUUAGAAAGGUUUCUUCCAAAGGAAAGACACCAUCUAUUCUUCCUCACGCAAUGACUCAAGUCGAUCGUGUCCACUCUGAGCUCAAAAAGUUUGGUAAGGGUAUCAAGGUUGGUGUCGUCGAUACUGGUAUCGAUUAUCUUCACCCUGCUCUUGGAGGAGGUUUUGGCAAGGGCUUCAAAGUUCAGUAUGGUUACGAUCUUGUUGGCAAUGAUUACACCGGUGGAAACACUCCUGUCCCCGAUGAUGAUCCCCUUGACAGCUGCACAGCUGAGUCUGGUGCAAGUGGUCAUGGAACUCAUGUUAGCGGUAUUAUUGCCGGUUAUGACUCCAAAACCAAUUUUACUGGUGUUGCUCCUCAAGCCACUCUUGGUAUGUGGCGUGUAUUUGGAUGCAAAGGAAAUACUGGAAACGACGUCCUCGUUAAGUCGUUCUUGAUGGCAUAUGAUGCUGGUAUGGAUGUCAUUUCUGUAUCCAUUGGCGAAAACAAUGCCUGGAGCAAUGGUCCUGAUACCAUUGUUGCUCAGCGUAUUGCAGAAAAGGGUAUUCCAUUCAUUGUCGCUGCUGGUAACGCUGGUGCUGAUGGUGCAUUUACUGUUGGUAUGCCAAGUACUGCUAAGGAUAUUUGGUCAACUGCUUCUGUCGAUAAUAACUACCAUUUGGUUGACUUGUUCAAGGCUAGCUCUAUUUCCAAGAAAAUUGUCUACUUGACUUCUUCUGGUUCUAAGAUUCCCGAUGGUACUGCUGCUUCUGGCGGAACCGAUGCUUGUGAUCCUUCUACUAUCCCUAAGCUCACCGGAAAGAUUGCUCUUGUUCAACGUGGUACCUGCACUUUCGACGAAAAAGCGGCCAAUGCUGCCAAGGCUGGUGCAAUUGGACUGAUUGUUUACAACAGUAACAAUGGUGACUCAUUCACUCCUUCUAACCCUGAAGCCACCAUCCCUGUUAUUGGUAUCUCAACUGCUGAUGGUCUUGCCCUCUUGGCUGGUAUCAAGUCUGGUACUGAAACUUUGAAGUUCGACACCACGCAGGCUGUUUAUCCCUUGGUUACCGGAAACACUGUUUCUGACUUUUCUAGUGUUGGUGCUUCUUACGAACUCGAUCUUAAGCCCAAUGUUGCCGGAAUCGGCGGUCAGAUUUACUCUACCCUUCCUCGUUUCCUCGGUAGCUGGGGUAUUAUGUCAGGUACUUCUAUGGCUACCCCUUACGUUGCUGGCUCUGUCGCUCUGUUCAUUGAGGCCAAGGGACUUAAGAAGAACAACAAAGUUAUCUCGGAGCAGUUCAAGAACUAUGCCCUCAAGCUUGUCCACGUCAAUGGUGAGAGUGCCAUUGAGAGCCCUCUUCUUCAAGGUGCUGGUCUCGUCCAAGUUUACGAUGCAAUUGCUGGAAAGGUCCGCGUCUCUCCUACCCAACUUAGCUUCAACGAUUCUUCUUCCUUUAACAAAUACAAAACCCAGACUGUGAGCAUCUACAAUGCCGGAAAGGUCCGCGCUACCUUCAAGGUUAUUAAUGAGCCUUCUAUUUCUGUGGCUCCUUACAAUCGUUCUGUACAAGGCUAUGCUCUUCUUGCUCCCACCGGGUUUUCCAAUGCAAAGGCAAAGUUGAUAUUCUCCAAAACUUCUAUUACCCUCAAUCCAGGUCAAAAGGCAACAGUACGGGUCACUGUUGUUCCUCCUAAAACUAACCCCAAGGAUCAUAUUAUGUAUGGUGGCUACAUUCGCUUCAAGUCUGGUAACCGCAAGACUACCCUUGAUACUACUGUUCCUUACUUUGGUGUUGUUGGAAAGCAGCGUGACCUCCCUCUUUUUGAUGCCAAGUACCCAUAUCUCUCUGACUCGGACGGAACAAAUGUGUUCUCCAAGAGCGAUACCUACACCUACAACCGCAGCAACAGCACCACUAUCCCCUACAUUAUUUAUCGCCUCCUCACUCCCACUGCCAAGUUUGAUGUUGACGUCUUGAAUGCCAAGACCAAGAAGUCAAUUGGAAAAACCAUGACUGAUUCUGUUUAUCUUCCCGCUAACACCCUCGAAACCGAUAAUUAUAUCUCUGGCGCCUCUUGGGAUGCCACUUACAUCCCACCUUCCUUCUCUGAUGUUUCCUCUGGAAUUCCCGUACCUUCUGGAACUUACAUUCUUCAUUUGAGAGCCCUUAAGCUCCUUGGUAACCCCAAGGACUCCAAGGACUGGGAAACUUUCCAGACAGGACCCAUUGUUGUAAAGAACUAAUUUUAUAGCACAAUAUGUGCGUAGUUAUAUAUACCUAGUACUUUGUAUGAUUUCCACAUUAAUUAUUAAAGCUUAAACUCUGAUAUCAUUGUAAUU
Phycomyces blakesleeanus NRRL 1555(-) is the source of this 2722-nucleotide messenger RNA. RefSeq lists its product as hypothetical. Gene Ontology annotation, cellular component: cell wall; membrane. Gene Ontology annotation, biological process: proteolysis. Gene Ontology annotation, molecular function: serine-type endopeptidase activity. The coding region runs from base 14 to 2626 and encodes 870 amino acids. The transcript is spliced from 6 exons. The record is from RefSeq and is a predicted model, not a curated record. NCBI's taxonomy places the organism in Eukaryota, Fungi, Mucoromycota, Mucoromycetes, Mucorales, Phycomycetaceae.